CAAAAAUCUAUACACUCUUUUGCCGUCUUCCAACUCCAAAUUGUUCUUUACAUUCCUGCGUUCUUUCUAUCUAUUUUUAAUCAAUUCUUUACUCUCUUUUAAGAGCUUUUAUCUUACUUUAUUGUCGAGCAACCCGCCAGAAUGAAGGCUUUCACCAUCUUCGCCCUUGCUGGCCUCCUUGCUUGUGUCUCCGCCAUGCCACAAGAUUCCCAGCCGCAACAGUCACAGGCUCCACUUCCUCCCUCUGUUUUGUGUGCUAAUAAAUGUGCCGACUCGGAUGUGUGCUGCAAAGCGGACUGCUUCAAAGUCCCCUGCCCCAAUAACGCCAUGGCCAACGACACCACCGCGUGCACAGCAAAAUGCCCCAAAGGCGACGGAUCUCCUGGAGCCACGGAAAAAUAUGCUCAGUGUGUAGGAAGUUGUAUCAAACAACACUUCUUCAGUGCCACCGCAGCCAUGCCAAACCCUACCGGAACUGCUGGCACCCCAACUGGUUCAUCGGGCUCCGGUGGUGAGACAACUGGCAAUGGUAGCCAGACUGGUGCUAGCCAGACUGGCGCUACCUCUUCUGCAUCUCCAUCCGCUGGUGCGGCUGCCAAUAACGCCCAACUCGGAUCCUCUGCUGCUGGUAUCAUCGGUCUCCUCAUGGCUGCUUUGGCGUUGUAAGUGCGUCCAAUGCAUCCGAAAAGAGCAUUGCACUACAACCUGGAACAGCCCUCGGGUUGUAAGGAGCCAUUAAUUACUUGGGAAACAACGGGCGAUUUUAAUGGUGUUGGACAGGGCGCGGAAUGCUUCCUCUUCAACAAGCGAAUGCUAUGUUUCACAUUCUCAUGUUUGUCUAUUGAUUGACUGUUUGAAUAAUUAACCACCCUUUUUGUGUUCAUGCGGGAAAUUAAUUGUCAUACCAUCUUCCCUUUUACUUUAUUGGUAGAAAUGGGGCUCGCAUGAUAUGUAAUAAUGUCUUUGGCCUGUUUACCAUGAAAUUUGAUAACAAUUUAACUCGUUACAUGCCCUGCCUGCA
This is a messenger RNA of Histoplasma capsulatum G186AR, 1021 nucleotides long. RefSeq lists its product as uncharacterized. NCBI's taxonomy places the organism in Eukaryota, Fungi, Ascomycota, Eurotiomycetes, Onygenales, Ajellomycetaceae. The record is from RefSeq and is a predicted model, not a curated record. The coding region runs from base 142 to 666 and encodes 174 amino acids. The transcript has 3 exons.